Messenger RNA from Fulvia fulva, 660 nucleotides. RefSeq lists its product as uncharacterized. The record is from RefSeq and is a predicted model, not a curated record. Gene Ontology annotation, molecular function: phenylalanine-tRNA ligase activity; RNA binding. Bases 1 to 660 code for a protein of 219 amino acids. The transcript is spliced from 2 exons. NCBI's taxonomy places the organism in Eukaryota, Fungi, Ascomycota, Dothideomycetes, Mycosphaerellales, Mycosphaerellaceae.
AUGGCACCUAUUCAGGAUCUUGAAGCGUAUCUGGACCAGGCGAGCGUGGCUCCGGAGGUAUUCGAACUACGUCCAGAUUAUCGCGCGCUCCUCAUUGCCGCAGACGGCUUACCUCCAGGUGCAAGCAACGAGCUGAGCGAGAGCAUGCUGGUCGAAGCUGAGGAGGCUGCUCGAUCGAAGAUGGCAUCGCAAUCAGUCACCGACAUUCCGCACGUAGCUGCAUGGCGUGAAGCAUACAAGGCGCUCGGAGCGAAGCCCAACAAGUUCAGGAACUCCUUGGAGGCUCUGACCCGUCGAGUCACGCCCACAGCUGGUCUGCCUCGCGUCAAUCGUUUGACAUAUAUCUACAAUGCCAUCUGCGUCAAGCACCAGAUCCCGCUCGGGGGAGAAGAUCUUGGCAAGUACGAUGGUCCAGCCAGGCUCAUUCGAGCGACCGGCAAGGAAAACUUUGAGGUCAAAGCAGGGGGUGAAACCGUCGUGGAGCAUCCAGAUAUUGGCGAGGUAGUCUGGUGCGAUGAUCAGGGAGUACUGUUUAUCUGCGAUGCGCUGGGACCCUUCACAGACGAAGAAUUGCAGGUGGUUGCCAGUGAGCUGAUUGUAGCGCUGCGGCAAUUGAGCCCUGAGCUUAAGACUGCUCAGCGACUAUUGCGAAAGCCUUGA